Sander lucioperca (pikeperch) is the source of this 1335-nucleotide messenger RNA. It is a transcript of the gene xrcc4, whose product is annotated as X-ray repair complementing defective repair in Chinese hamster cells 4. Gene Ontology annotation, biological process: positive regulation of ligase activity; response to X-ray; double-strand break repair via nonhomologous end joining. The record is from RefSeq and is a predicted model, not a curated record. Lineage: Eukaryota; Metazoa; Chordata; Actinopteri; Perciformes; Percidae. Bases 163 to 1173 code for a protein of 336 amino acids. The transcript has 8 exons. Gene Ontology annotation, molecular function: DNA binding. Gene Ontology annotation, cellular component: DNA ligase IV complex; DNA-dependent protein kinase-DNA ligase 4 complex; nucleus.
CAAUCUAGCAUCUGCUCUGCUUUCUUCUGCUGUGUCGCUUGACGAUGACGUGGUAGCUAACCGGUAGGAAUGCGAGUUGUUUUUAAUCGUUCUCCCAAUACAUGCAUGGUGUUAAACCGGAGAGAAGGUUAAACCAAAGCGUCCGCAGGGGAGGCUGCAGGUAUGCACGUGUCGGUGCGGGAAGUCCACGUCUCAUCUGAGCCGGACUCUUCCUUCUUCCUGCGGGUGGACUGGAAGGGGCGGGGCUUAGGUUCGGGCUUCCAGGUGCUGCUGACUGACGGACAGGACGCUUGGAGAGGGGACGUGAGCGAGGCAGCAGUGUGCCAGGAGGCGGAGGAGCUGGAGAUGCAGCCGGAGAGGUACAUCCAGGACCUGGAGCAGGCGCUCACCGAGACUGAAAGCUCCGGCACGUACAGCUUCACGCUGACGCCGUCUCCACCCGACCGCCGCUCCGCGCUCACACUGGCGUACGAGAAGGUUCAGAAGGACAUCUCUUUCCGGUUGGGUUCGGUUCUGCUGAAGGCCGUCCCGGAGCCGGCGGAGGCAGUGAGAGAGUUCCUGAUCCACAGCCUGCAGCAGGGAAACAAACUGGAGCACCUUAACCAAAAACUGGACGAGGAGAACCAAAGACUGAGACAAGAACAGCAACGCAUCACUGCAGAACUGAAGCGUUACGUCGAGGGUAAAGAAGCCCUGGAAACAGAGCUGUACUCUCGGUUUGUUUUGGUCCUGAAUGAGAAGAAAGCUAAGAUCCGAAGUCUACAGGAAGCUGUCACACACCUGCAGGAAACCAGUUCGGAGGGUAAGAAAAAGGAGGAUUCAGUCAAAUCGGACCGGACGGCCAGUCAGGAAGAGGAUGACUACGCAGGAAGUACCGAUGAGGAGCCGGAGGAAGUGAAGUCGACUGCAGCAGCUUCCACGUCAUCGACCCGGGGACGCUCUUCUGCGAGCCCAUUGGACGACAGCCUUAAGGACAUCCCAGACGUGGCCCCCUGUCGCAAGCGGCGCUUCCGCCAACUCGAGACGCCGGACGCCGAGCCACAGAGCUCCCAGAGGAAGAGACACAGGACCGACCCCCAAGGAGGAUCCAGUAAGCAGCAGAUUCCCCCGCAGCGCUCUACAAAUGCUGCUGCACCAAAUUGUGAAGUCGAGGAUCUGUUUGAUGACUUUUGACUGGACUGUACAGAGACAGAGAGAUUUAGUAUAUUGGUUGGUAAAUGGGUCAUAUUUUUAUACAGACUACAUAUAUUAAGGGUCAUGGAUUGCAGUGGAAUUGUUAAUUUAAUUGUUGUAAUUGUUACUGUAACAACGUACAGAUGGUUGACAAAUGGAGGG